AAGGCUCCCGUGCUUGAUGCGGGAGAUCUUUCUGUCGAAACACCGGGAUUUGGUGGACAGGGAGGCGGAGAUGGCAAAGGUGCCAGUGGGAGACAACAUGGGCGGGGUGGCGGUCGUGGCCGCAGCAGCGGACGUGGCCGGGGUGCACCGAAACACGCAACCUCGCGGGACGUUGGUACUGUAAACCCGAUCCCGGACCCCGAUGAAGAGUGCCCGCUGGAUUUCCAACCUGACUAUCAUCAUGGGUCCGGAGGUGGGGGGUGCAACAGACCACAAGGUAGUUCCAGUCAGCCUAAGCCAAAGCAACGCGCAACGGUCAUUGCUAACAAUCCGGCCGUUGAAGUUCCUGCGACCCGCCAUCGCAAGAAGGCGGUGACUUGGGGAGAGCCGAUGACCGUCGCUCAACGCCAGGCUGAGCAGUACAUGCGAAAUGAGGAGCUCGAAUUGCUCAACAGCGGCAGAAGUCGGAAACGAGCUGGAGGUGCUGAGCCUACCGCUGAUCCGAAGCGUAAAAAGAGGUAGUGUUAUAGAUAUUAUCACAUAGCUUCGGAGGCACUUGGUUUCGAUGCAAUGAUUG
Mycena citricolor is the source of this 577-nucleotide messenger RNA. Lineage: Eukaryota; Fungi; Basidiomycota; Agaricomycetes; Agaricales; Mycenaceae. The record is from the annotation of a GenBank genome assembly.